GUGACGGAACUGGCACCGCUCGGCUCCCUCCUGGACCGCCUUCGCAAGAACCAGGGCCAUUUCCUGAUCGCCACCCUCUGCCUGUAUGCCAUCCAGAUUGCCCAGGGCAUGGCCUACUUGGAGUCCAAGCGCUUCAUCCACCGCGACCUGGCUGCCCGCAACAUCCUGCUGGCUGCCAACGACCUGGUCAAGAUCGGCGACUUCGGCCUCAUGCGGGCCUUGCCCAAGAACGAUGACCAUUACGUCAUGCAAGAGCACCGCAAAGUCCCGUUUGCCUGGUGUGCCCCUGAAAGCUUGAAGACCCGCACCUUCUCGCACGCCAGCGACACCUGGAUGUUUGGAGUCACGUUAUGGGAGAUGUUCACCUACGGACAGGAGCCCUGGGUUGGCUUGAACGGCAGCCAGAUUUUGCACAAGAUCGACAAGGAAGGCGAGCGGCUGGCCAGACCGGAGGACUGUCCCCAGGACAUUUACAACGUCAUGUUGCAGUGCUGGGCGCAUAAACCGGAAGACCGGCCAACUUUCGUAGCCUUGCGGGACUUUCUCCUGGAG
Molecule: messenger RNA, 552 nt
Organism: Anolis sagrei ordinatus
Lineage: Eukaryota; Metazoa; Chordata; Lepidosauria; Squamata; Anolidae
Source: RefSeq, a predicted model, not a curated record